UCAAGCCAUAAAAGAGAGAGGGAGAGAGAGAGAGAGAGAGAGGCUUUGCAAUAGCUGGGUCCCCGCCCAGAAACUUCUGGCUCACUGCCAAGCAAGCAGGGCGUAGUAUAUUAAAAAAAAUAAAUGUUUUUUUCAUGAAAGCCAGACUGAUUCAUAGAAACUCUUCUAAAGCACAGUCGAAAAGACACCACCCAUCCCAGCACACCAGCAGGGGAAACUUAUAACCCUCGCCAGCCAGAGCACUCCCUUCACUGCAGCUCUGAGUUUCAAGGCAGCCGGAGUUCAAGAGCACAGCUCCUUCUGCAAAAGACCUCUUUCUCUAAGUAGACUUCUCUGCAUUGGAGAGACCCUUGCCGUGAGGAGCCAAGAUGUUGGUACUACUGGCUGGUAUUUUUGUGGUCCACAUUGCCACGGUCAUCAUGCUCUUUGUCUCCACCAUUGCCAAUGUCUGGAUGGCAGGUGAGAGUAUGGGCAAAACAAACUCCUCAGGCCUGUGGCUGCAGUGUGCAAACGGAGUUUGGGAUCUUCGUUUUGAAGAAGACGACCUCAAUGCACUCAAGGCAGUGCAAGCCUUCAUGAUCCUCGCCAUCAUCUUUUCCUUUGUCUCCCUGGUCAUGUUUGUGGUGCAGCUCUUCACGAUGGAGAAAGGAAAGCGCUUCUACAUGACGGGAGCCAUUAUGCUGGUUUGCUGGCUGUUCAUUCUGAUCUCCGUCUCCAUCUACACGGCCCGAUUUCCACAAUACUUCAAAAGCAGUCUAGACCACCACGGCUACUCCUUCAUACUUGCCUGGAUCUGCUUCUGCUUCAGUUUCAUCGUUGGGAUUCUGUAUCUUGUGCUCAGAAAGAAAUGAGGGGAGCAGGGGAGAAACUGGGAGGGCGGAUUGGAAAUAUGGGGGGCUUGUGGGAGGGAUGCGAAGUUGCUUUGCUAUGAGAACUGUUUGCCCAAAGACAUGAAUCCAUACACUGCUCACCUAACGUGCCCAAUCACAGAAAUAAAUCAGGGAGCGAGGGAGAGAGAUUGAGCAAUAGACUUUCCACUGUCACGGAUCCUGACACCAGGAAUGUGCUUGAAGAACCAAAUAGCCAGAUCUUAUCUCUUUUCUCAGAAACUAACACGUGCAUCCCAUCUUAAAGGACCUUGAGGUUCUGCCUCACUUCAGAAAAUCUGGAAAAGUUAUAAGGUGCAGCUUUCUUCCUUAAAUUUUAGCAGCUAUGAUAUGCUUCCCAGUGAUUUCCACUGGGGAGAACAUUCCCAUUCAAUCUGGAAGGUGUAGUGCUGGGACAAGGGCUGAGCAGGUCAGGAACGCUGGGGCAGAACCCUGCCUCCCUUUACUUGACAAGCAAAUGACAAACAACAUAGGCAUGCCUUGACUGACAUAAAGCCAAAUUCCAGCAUUAAAACCACUGCAAGCUACUAUUUUUU
Molecule: messenger RNA, 1423 nt
Organism: Podarcis muralis (Common wall lizard)
Lineage: Eukaryota; Metazoa; Chordata; Lepidosauria; Squamata; Lacertidae
Gene: EMP1
Product: epithelial membrane protein 1
Cellular component (GO): plasma membrane
Source: RefSeq, a predicted model, not a curated record